Ostreobium quekettii is the source of this 4350-nucleotide messenger RNA. The record is from the annotation of a GenBank genome assembly. Lineage: Eukaryota; Viridiplantae; Chlorophyta; Ulvophyceae; Bryopsidales; Ostreobiaceae.
AUGAUGGCGAGGCCGCGUGUGCGCCUUCCCGGGAUGGCCAUCGCCCUGCUGGGGGCCCUGCUGCUAGCGGGAUCGCCGCGCGCUGGUGCGCAGGAUGGGGCCGGGGGCGCGGCCUUCCGCGUGGGCGCCGUGCUCAGCAGCGUGAAUGAGACCCGGACGAUGCAGGACGCGCGGCGGGGCUACCAGCUGGCCUUGGACAUGGUGAACGCCCUGGAGGACGGGCGGGGCCUCAAGGUGGAGGGCAGGGACGGCGCCGUGCACUUCAGAUUCGAGUUCACCGCGCUGGACGACUUGAACGACAAGGAAAACCACACUGCCCUGGUGCAGACUCUGCUCCAGGGGGAGGCUGUGCACUUCAUGUUCGGCUCCCACCCCAAGUUUGCGAUCUCGGAGUCGAAUAUCAGCGACGCAGCAGGGAGGAUCCUUUAUCACUGCUGUGUGGGGCCGGACGAGGUGUACCAGGAGGGGUACCGCAACGUCUUCGGCGUCACGGUCACCAACCGGCGCUACACGGAGCUGGCAAUCUCCAGCAUGAACCUCAAGCAGAUCAGCCGCGUGGCGAUCGUGCGCCAGUCGGACAACAUCUUCACCAACACGACCUGCGACGAGGCGGUGGAGUACCUGUCGCGCUUCCGCCGGACGGUCAACGUGCUGACGCCCAACCUGCUGUCGCCGGUGAUAAACUACACCAAGGCGGAGGUGGACGGCGACCCGGACUGGUUCAGGGCGUACGUCCGAAGCCUGAGGGACAACCAAGCGGAGGCGCUGAUCGCAUGCGCCCUGCUGCCGGAGGGGAGGCGACUGUUCGAAGCCCUGCACGAGGCCAGGUACCCCUUAAGGACGUUCUUUCUAACCUCAGGGCCAACGAGGGAAGACUUUGUGGCAGAUCUGGAUCCCAUCACAGCAAAUAGCAUCUUGAGUGCUGCGCAGUGGUCCACAGAUGUGCAGUACAAAGACAGCUUCUUUGGCAGUACUCAAGAUUACAGAGACAGAUACAAAGAUAUUUUCGAGAUAACGCCCUCGGCGCUCGCCGCUGGGGCCUCUGCAGUGGCCUACACACUGACAGAAGCCAUCAAAAGCGCCUUCAAGAACUGCGACGUCCUGGCUUUUAAAGGGAACCCAGAUGGGCUGCUGUUCAGCCCAAAUUUGAUUUGCGAUGACCAGGUCAACAGCAACACGGGGUAUGAGAGGGUCAGGUUGGCACUGAAGGGGCUGAAUAUGGAUACUUUUUUUGGGAAGGUCAGAUUUGACGAGUUCCAAAGGAAUAUUGGGAUGGACCCCGUGACGACGCAGAUCCAGGUGAAACAGGGGAAACAGGGGGAACAAGCUCACAAGAACAUUGUUGCCGUUCUGCCAGUUGAAGCAGCAAGUGCAAGUUUGAAGAUGCCUGCAGAUAAUGCCUACAGGAACACCUGCAUCAGUGGGCAGUUUCUGUCCACACUGGCAGAGCACUUUUUUGAACCAUGCCAGACAUGCCCUGAGGGUGAAGUCACCUACCAGGAGGACGAGCUCUCUUGUCGUUCAUGCCCUCCUGGCCACUACUGGGAGAGUGCGACGAGCUGCCAGGUGUGCCCACCAACCACGCAGCUGAGUGGAAACAGCACAAGGGGCAUUGGCAUCGAGUCGUGUGUCUGCCAGGAGUCCUACUACCACCCAGACGGAGAUAACAGAGGAAAGAAAUGUUAUGAGUGCCCAACAGGGGCUAAGUGUGCGGGGGGCGUCAAUGUGACAUUGAGCAGUGACAGUGGCAUUUGCCCUGAGGCUGGUUUCUGGAUAGAGGCCGAAACGAAGGAGGUUUAUGAAUGUGAACCUCGCAGCCUGUGCCUCGGAGGAUGCGACCUCACAAUGCAGUGCAAGGCAGGCCACACAGGAAGGCUGUGCUCUUUCUGCCAAGACGAGUACUAUAACUUCCUUGGCAAUUGCCACGAGUGCCUCCCAGCAUUUGUGUUUGGCUUUAUGGUGGUGGCAUUGCUGAUUGCAUGGUACAUCCUCAACGUCGUUGUGUCCAACAACGUUGCUUCCCUGGACAUGUUGCUGUCUUGGGCACAGCUGGCUAACAUCAUCGGGGAGGUGGACCUCAACUGGCCAGUAAAAUUGAGCUUCAUGUUCAACAUCGCGAACAUUCUCGACUUCGAUGUUGAUAUCCUGUCUCCCAGCUGCCUACUCCCCUGGAGCUACAAGCAAAAUUUCAUCGUUCAAUUGCUGCUGCCCCUCAUUAUGACCAUGCUGGCCAUUGUGGGUUUUUUGUUGUCGUGGAUGAUGUACAGCUUUUACAGAAGGUGCUCAGAGGAACGACGGAAGAUGAUACACUCUUCGCACUGGCUCCACUGGCUGGUCAACGUGCCGGAGAACAGGGAUCAGCUGCUCGCAAAGUUGGAUUUUACGAUUGCUGCCUUCUUCUCAUCUUUGGAGGUUACCUAUGUCACAAUAUCAAAGUACUGUUUCGACGCCUUCAAAUGCGAAGACAUUGGGAAGCAGUCUGUCCUGCGAACUAGUCCAGACAUAGAGUGUGGCUCCUCAGAACACAGGGACAUCGUAAAAUUGGGUGUGGUUGGGUCAGUGGUCUACACGGGUGGGUACCUGUGCUUUGUGUCCUGGAAGCUUUGGGUCCUGAAUCGAGAGCAGUCAUUUCCAGACCCAGUGAACCUUCGGCGUUAUGGCUGGCUCUACCGAAGAUUCGAAUUGGACUACUUCUGGACGAGCCUGAUUGUUGUGGCAAGGAAGUUGCUCUUCGUGGUGGUCCUUGUCUUUGUGAACAACCCAGCUUUCCAAGCAGGAGCCUUGGCAAUUAUCAUCAAUGCGUCCCUCAUGCUGCAUGUGUACACCGCUCCCUAUGUGGACUCAUUUCUUGACAUCCUGUUCAGCUUUCUGCUGAUUGCACUCAUGUUUGAGGCCUUUGGGGGCGUCAUGUUCUUCAGUGACAACCUUUUAGAGGAAAAUAGACAGAUCUUGGAGGGCAUAGUGCUGGGGUCCCUGUUCUUGCUGUUUGCUGUGUUCAUUGUGAUGUUUCUUUGGGAGACUAGGCGCCUUUACCACCUCCAGAAAGUCAGGCACCUCCAUGAGCGAGUCAUCCUGGAUAAGGAGAAGUGGAAACUGAUCGACUCCAAGAAGCAACAACGCUCAGAGGUCAGUCAUGAGCUGCUGGGGACUUUUGACCCCAGCUUCUUGUACCGAGCACUGGUGACGACCCCAAAGAACAUAGAGGAUUGGGACAAGCUGACAGACAUGCUAAAAGCCUUCAUGUCUGAUCAGUCAGAGACAUCAUACCUGUCCAUGGGGAACAAGGCCAAGUUCUGGAGGAACCUCGUUGAACGUUUCCCAGAAUUGGUGGAUUUCCUUGCUGUGACAGAUGCAGAAACAAGAGCCCACUUUCGGGAAUUCGCCACGGCCCUGUACAAUGAUUUCUACCUGAAGAAAAAAGUUGAAGACCUGCCUUUGUACGAUGUGCUGAAUUGGCGCGACAGGGCGGCCCUUGCCCAGUGGCUGGCGAUGGCCAAGGACGAGGAACGGACGUUCUUCACCAGUGUUAUGGAGAAAUUGUUUCGCACUGCAAGGGGCGAUGAGGUGGCCAAGCUGUUUGAAACGAAGGUGAAAUCCAUGGGAAGGAGCCUGAGUCGUCCCGCUGCAUCAGUCCAGCCACCUUCUUUCAAGUGGGACUUGAAACGCCGCAGGAGCAAGGUGCACGAUGAUAUUAUCAGGGAAAUAAAUGCGGGCCAGGGACCGCUGGCCCACAAGGCAUCCAAAAAGUUCAGAUGUGCAGCGACACGAUGUGACAACGUUGUUUGUGCCGCAGAGUGUGCACAAAACGCGUCGCUGGUGUCUCUCAAGCCCUAUGCCACAGUGGACAUGGGCAUGAUCGUCGAAGAGGACAUACAAACUUUGGAGCCAUGCUUGCAGGGGGGCACGUCGGUGUGUUCUCCCUUGCGCACUGGCAGUGAAACGAUGGCCUGCUCCAGCACGCACUCAUCUGUGCUGGACAAUCGGUGCGAGGAGAUAGACAGCAGCUAUGAGCUGUCCCGGCCUUCACCUUUAUCCCCUGGGUGGUCGACGUGCUAUUCCACCCACGAGGAGGGGCCGGGGCACAACCCAGGACCAUCCAGAGGGCUGGAAAGCUUCGAGGUGUUCGACAGCGCAAAGGACAGGCCGGGAUAUGGGGCAUCAGUGGGUCUGGUGACGCUCUUAAUUUACAUGUUCCGCCGGAGGCUCGAUUGGAGUGACAAGGACAAGAGAGGCGUGGAGGCUUCUACUCCUCGGGAGUGCGAUGCCGAAGACAGUUCGGAUUUUUCAAAGGUUGAACUUGGUGCGGAGCAGGGGGAGUCACGGGAUCAAUCUGACAAGCUCAGUGGCUAG